This is a messenger RNA of Adineta steineri, 582 nucleotides long. Lineage: Eukaryota; Metazoa; Rotifera; Eurotatoria; Adinetida; Adinetidae. The record is from the annotation of a GenBank genome assembly.
AUGUUAAAGGUGAUCGUAUUGCUUUUAAUCAUCUCAUCGACUUUUGUUGAUGCACGAGCACUUCGUAAACGACGUCAAUUAUCCUCAUCAAGUUAUUAUAUUUCAAAUAUAAAUCCAUAUUCCAGUUCUUAUAAUCCAUCAGUUCCAUUAACAUAUCCAUCAGGUUCAUUUUAUAGUGGUCCUAGUUAUGGUUAUGGUUAUCCAAAUCAAGGUACUAGUGGAGAUCAAUAUUACAAUACGAACUAUUAUGGUGCUGGAUUAGGUCAAUAUAGUCCAACGUAUUCAUCUGGAAUAGGUCAAACUUAUCAAUAUCAAAAUUUAGGUAGUACCUAUGGAAGUGGAUUAAAUGGUUAUGGACCUACUGGAUUUAACAAUCAAUAUGCCAAUUGGAAUCAAGGAAAUAGUAAUCAAUAUUAUACAGGUGGAACAGGUAAUGGACUAGUUAAUACCGGUUAUUACUGGAAUCGAAAAUCAGGAAAUAUACCCUUUCAAGGACCACCUAUGGAUAAUAGGAAUUUAAUGGAAUCAGAUCCACGUGUAUUUAUUGAAAAUUCACCACCAAAUCGUCCUCCAGGCAAAUGA